Aspergillus heteromorphus CBS 117.55 is the source of this 539-nucleotide messenger RNA. RefSeq lists its product as uncharacterized. The record is from RefSeq and is a predicted model, not a curated record. The coding region runs from base 158 to 439 and encodes 93 amino acids. The transcript has a single exon. NCBI's taxonomy places the organism in Eukaryota, Fungi, Ascomycota, Eurotiomycetes, Eurotiales, Aspergillaceae.
GAAACAUUCUGCUGACGACUUGGAUUUACGAUGGAUUUGCAUGAUUUGACGAACCGGCUCGAUGGAUAUUGAUACAUGGACUUGUGUGUCUGGCUGGUUGCUUUGUUUUUUGCAAUACAUGCCGCUGCGGGUUCUUUCAUGAUAUCUGACGAUCUUGAUGAUGCAUGCCAGGCUGUCCGUUGGGGAUUAUUCAUUCCCCUGGGAGCUGGCGCAUGGGAUUUGGCUUUUUUUUUUUUUUUUCGUUUCUUUUCACUUCGACAUCUUCGACAUUCUCUUCAUUUUUUCUUUCUUCUUUUCAUUUUCUUUUCUCAUUGACCUACCUACCUACCUAACCUUUUCCUCCUAUCCUACCUUAUUUACCUACCCACCUCCUUACUUUUUUUUUUACAGUUUCAUUUUGUCAUUAUCAUACAGAGGCGGGCUCCGGACGGGCAAUUAGAGUCGGGGCGUGGAACUGGCGUUUCGGAUGAGGAGUCGCCGUACCUAGGCAGGACUACCACUGUACCUUUUACAACCGUAUGGGUUGAUAUUGAUAGUGC